GCUAGCGGAGAAUAGGUGGUUUGGCUAUUGUAUCUGCGCCAGAAUCAAAUUGUGGCAUCAGCGAACUGCAACGCAAACAAAUGAUAAUUAAGAUUUGGGUGAAGCAGAAUUGCAAGAACGCAAAGUUGACUGGUUUUGUAAGUUUUUAAAGCUGAUUUAUGAAUUGAUAUGAACAAUAAAUAAUUCAAAAUGGUGAUGAGAAAGUGUUUUAGAAUUCUGGUGGGGCGUUCCCGGCCAAUAUUCCCGAUUGCGAUGGGGAUUUGUUUGGGAAUCACGCUGAGUCUUCUUUGCUCCCCUCUGCUGGAAAGCAAUUGUGGAUUGGAGAAUUUAGUUGCUGUCAGAACUGGCCGUAAAACUCACACAAUAUUCUAUGGAACUGAUGAACAUGGGAAUAUGCUGAGUGAAGACGAUUUUGAGCCUAUUUUACGCGUGGAGGAAAAUCCAACGGACAGAGUCGUCGAGAAACGACGUGUCGUCCGAACACGUUUCAUAGCAACCGAGCUGGGCAUCAAAGAAAAAAUGUUUGUUGCGGUUGUGGUCUCCCGUGGUGAGAUCCAUUCGGAAUCUAUGACGGUUGGCAUCAAUAAAACUCUUGCUCAUUUGGUGAAUAAAAUCGUCUUCUUCACCCGCACAACGCCAGACCCCAUGCCAGCAGGAAUGACUGUCGUCACUUUCGAAGGAGAUCAAGCGAUCAUGCGAACAUUCCAGAUUUGGAAGUACAUUUACGAUCAUUUCGGAAAUGAUUAUGACUGGUUCUUUGUGAUGUCAGAUGACACUUACGUCUUUGGAGAAACUCUAAUUGACUUUGUUAAUCAUAUCAGUAUUGGCAGAGAUAUCUACAUGGGUAUACCAACUCGUGAAGAAGACAUGGAAAUCACUUAUUGUCACAAAGAAUCUGGUUACUUGGUUUCUAAGAAUCUUCUGAAUAAGGUUGGGGAGUACUGGGAGGAAUGUAUGCAGAAAGCUUGGAGUAGUCUGCCUGACCUGGAAGUAGCACGCUGCAUCAAGGAACACAGUGGAGCGCACUGUGUAGACAACUAUGAGGGAACAACCUUCAAGGCACUCAACUUUCAGGACAAGGUCUUGACUGCAAAAGACAUAAAGGAUAAGAAACUGAAGGAAGUUCUCACUGUGUUCCAUGUGAUGGAUCAGCGCAUCAUCUACAAGCUACACAAAUACUUCACUGAGGUAUCCGUCAACCGGUCCUACGCUGAGAUAGCUCGUCUGCAGCGUGACAUCCAGGUGACCAGUCAGUAUGCACCAGGAGGAAAGGCAAGCAUCACAUGGCCAAUCGGUAGACAACCUCCCUUCAAGGCUCAGUCUAGAUUUGAUGUCUUUGGUUGGGAGUAUUUCACCAUGACUCACAUCUACGCUAUCACUGAUAUUGAGUCCAAGGUGCCUCUUACCGGAGCACAUAAGCAGGACAUUGAUGAGAUCGUCACAACAGCAAUGGGGCAGCUCAAUGAUAAGUAUGAGAAGGCAUUCACGUUAGGUCGGUUGGUCAAUGGAUACAGGCGAUUUGAUCCUACGAGGGGGAUGGAGUACACCUUGGAUCUAGAACUCAAGAUGACGGCUCAGAAGAAGACCAUUCAGAAACGAGUCCAUCUCUUGAGGCCUCUGAACAAGGUGGAAAUCCUUCCUAUGCCGUACGUCACAGAAUACACCCAGGUGACCAUCAUUAUACCUGUAGUGGCCAGUAAACAGGAGCAGGUCAAGACCUUCCUGGACAUCUACACCAAGGUGUGUUUGGAAUCCAAGGAGAAGGUAGCUCUCAUGCUCAUCUUCAUCUACAACCCUGUCCAGGCACGCUCAAUGGCUACUGAUGAUAUCUUUGGCGUUGUCAAAGGUCAUGUUUCAUACCUUGAGAGGAAGUACACAGGUGCUCACAUCUCCUGGUUGAGUGUGAAGACAACCAUGCCAUCUCUGAUUGCACUCAUGGAUGUCAUCUCCACCAAGUUUGCUUCAGAUACCUUGUUUUACGUCACUAACGUCCACCUUGAGAUCAACAAUGACUUCUUGAAUCGGGUUCGUAUGAACACCAUCGCAGGCUGGCAGGCAUUCUUCCCCAUCCCAUUUGCUCAGUUCGACCCAGAGAUCAUCUAUGCAGACUCUCCUAACCCUGGUACAAUCGAUAUCAGCAAGCAGGUCGGUCGCUUCGAUGACAGUUCCUACGAGCAUGCAGCAUUCUACAACUCAGACUACAAGACGGCUCGUAAGCUGUGGGACGAGAAGCAUCCGGGUGUCGGGACGGACCACAUCCAAUCCGAUGAGGAUUUGUUCGAUAUGUUCUUGAACUGUAAGCUUCAUGUCUUCAGAGCCGUAGAUCCAGCCAUGAAGCAACACUAUCAGAAGAGAGUAUGCAGACCGACCAUGACAGAAGAUCGCUAUCACAGGUGUCUGGCCAGCAGAGCUGAUGGCCUGGCAUCAAGAUCUCAGCUAGCUGUUCUGAUAUUCCAACAGCAACAGCAGCUGAAGCAGCAGCAAAGGUUGUGAAUAGAAUUUUAAAAUUGCAAUAUUUAAUGUUAUUGUAAAUAAGGAAUUAUAAAGAUGUUCAACUCACCAUCAACCACUGUCAAAAACAUAAUUUGGUUAGAGCAUGCAAAUGUUUGAAUGUAUGACUGUUUGGUUUUGUGUCCCUUAUUGAGUCUGUACUAUCACUGUAUCAGUAUAUCACCAAUGUUGUGCUUAAAUCUUUGGACAUGUCAAUCUUCUUUCCCAUCCCUGUGAUGCCAGGGAUGAUGCUCAGGCUCCAUUGUACAGUCAGUGUAAGGGGUUACAAAUGAUUUACUCAAGGUAAAAUUAGUUUGGCACUAAUCUAACCUCAAGUUUAAGUUUUUAUGAAAGUAUAGUACCAUUUCAUGUUGUUCUCUUUUCUUUGUUUUGCUUUAGAGAAUUGAAUAGAGGAAAAGAGCAAUUGGUGCUUCUUUGUACAAAUGUUCUCAAAAUUUCAAGCAAAACUUGUCAGCAAUGUCAUGUUCGUGAAGAGGACUCCUGUAUCAAUUUUGAGCAAGGCAUACAAUGUAUGCAGUUAACUCUGUUUAAUUCAAGUCUGUUGUGACCACACAAAAAUAAUUUUACAUACUGUAUACACAUUUUUACUUAGGAAGUGUAAAUAAAAACUUUUGCAUAGUGAAGAUUUUCUUUUUUUUAAUAAUGAUUCAAUACUGAAAAUUUGACUUGUGUGACUAACAUUUUUGCUGAAGUUACUGUAGUUCCUUCUUGUAAGUCCCCAUUGUCGGUUUGAAACAGAAUGUACUCACUGUUUUAUAAAAGUUAUACAAGUGUAGACUAGGAGUUGAUCUUGAGUUGAAUAUUUGACAAAUAUAUUUAUACCUACCGUAUUACCUAACCUAUCAUUGGUCAGUAAGCUAAUGCACAUACUUGUAAAUAUCACAAUGUUCUUAAUAAAUUAUGACUGUUUUAUAUUAUUGUAGUGUCACUCAGCAAUCAAUAAUGUAAAUUUUCCCUGUGAUUGGACAACCGGUACCUUGAUUUUUAUACAUAAAGUUCAACUGUGAAGGGGUCCUAGAUCGGCUCGUCAUCAUGUACAUUACAUGUACAUGUAGUAUGCAAAACAAAACUUUGAGGCAAUUGAAUUGAUGUUAAGGAAAGUGUUUUGGAGACCAGUGUAUACAGUGUAAGGCAAGUUAGAGAGUCAUUUUGAUAUGCACCCAAUAUCAGUGUGGUGUACGUUUGCUAAUGAGUUGUAUAUCGGUUCAUAUAAAUCAAGCCUGAUAAUUUCCUAAUUUAAAUCGGUUUCCUGAUUUUUUUAUCUCCAAAAAUGGAAAGACAGUGAUGUAAAUCCAGUUUAAAAAUAGGGGGGUGGGUAAGGUGCCAUUUUUUUCAUGACUUGCUUGAAAGCCUCGCGCAUGCGCUCGAAUCUAAAACCUUUUUUGUUUAACUCACUAUCUCCCCUGAUAUAAAUCUGUCACAUGAGGCUGAAUACCUGUUAUCCUGUGAGUCAAAAUAGCUGGCUGCAUAUUACAAAACAAUAUAAUUAUGCAAGGGUAUUGAAGCAUUGUUUCAUAUUCGAUAUGCUGUGCAAAAGCUGAAUAUUUAUACAUGAGCAUUGAAAGUAACUUAUUGACAAUGACAUGCAAACUGUUGACAAAGUUGCUUGUAACAUACUGCAAAUAUGUUGUCCCUAUGCAUCUUUUAAUAUUCUAAAUAUUUUGUUAUUUAUUUAUAAAAACUCAGUAUGCAAUAUUAUCUAAUGCAGGUUUGAUAUAAAUUGCUAUAAAUUAUAGAAGCACUAGUAAAGCAAGCCAAAAUAAUUGCACUAUUUCAAUCUGUGUUGUGUUGUAGUACAUGUACAGGGUAAGGCUUGUUACAUGUAGGUAACCAUUUUGAAGGGACUUGCAUGUAUAUAAGCAUUACUAGCUUUGAAUUAGCAACACCUAAUGAUAAUCCUCUGCAAACCAAGUCGAUGUGCUGGUGCCCUUUUAAUUAAGGCACUAAUCUUCCUCCAUAGUUGCUUACUUACAAGCAUGUAUACUGUAAUUGCUUUCUUGGCAGUCAGUUUGAGUAAAUCAACAUCGCGUGAUUGCAAUUGAAGUAAUGCAGUUUUGGUUUACAAUUUAAGCAUUAAAAUUCAUGUUAUUUAAAUGUGUAGUUUUCUACAAGUAAUGUGUGUGGUAUUUGAUAUGUUAUACGUAAUGUAGGCUACAAAAUACAAAUACAUCAUGUUUGUACCUGUACAUAAAUAUAUCAUAUUUUUACCUAGAGACUAUUUCCUGUAGUAGGCUUUUUACAUUUAUCAAUCACCAAUAGACUUUAAGUGCAUUUGCUCUCUAUUUUUGUACAUCUCAAUCAGUGACUCAGAUCUAUGUUGUUUGAUACCCAAAGCUUUCAUCGCAACUCUUCUUAUCAUCAUGUGUAAUCCAAUGUUGCUCUAGCUUUUAAUGAUGCAGAUCAUAGUGAAAUGAAAUUGUAAUAAAAUUGUGAUAAAAU
Messenger RNA from Strongylocentrotus purpuratus (purple sea urchin), 4950 nucleotides. Its product is annotated as chondroitin sulfate synthase 2. The coding region runs from base 190 to 2493 and encodes 767 amino acids. The transcript is spliced from 3 exons. Gene Ontology annotation, cellular component: Golgi cisterna membrane. Lineage: Eukaryota; Metazoa; Echinodermata; Echinoidea; Camarodonta; Strongylocentrotidae. Gene Ontology annotation, molecular function: glucuronosyl-N-acetylgalactosaminyl-proteoglycan 4-beta-N-acetylgalactosaminyltransferase activity. The record is from RefSeq and is a predicted model, not a curated record.